Molecule: messenger RNA, 1292 nt
Organism: Anoplopoma fimbria (sablefish)
Lineage: Eukaryota; Metazoa; Chordata; Actinopteri; Perciformes; Anoplopomatidae
Gene: hmgb1b
Product: high mobility group box 1b
Exons: 5
Coding region: 261-854 (197 amino acids)
Biological process (GO): regulation of transcription by RNA polymerase II
Cellular component (GO): nucleus
Molecular function (GO): DNA binding, bending
Source: RefSeq, a predicted model, not a curated record
ACCCAGCGUUACUCAUCUACAUGCUGUUUGAAUAGGAGGCCAAGGUGACGAGACCGCAUCAUUCACGCUCCGUCCUCAACUUUGCUGCUAUAUCACUGCAUGCUGGAAAUAAAGGACAACUUAACUGAUGCAUAGUUGAAUAUUAAAGGAUGCAUCAUGUUGGCCUCUACAUACAAUGGAUUAUUAGUCAUCCCAGACACCCUCCUCCCAACACCCGAUUCAAACAAUAGCUGGAACUGACAAAGCAAGAGCGAUCCAAGAUGGGAAAGGAUCCAAGGAAGCCGAAGGGCAAAAUGUCCUCAUAUGCCUACUUUGUGCAAACAUGCCGUGAGGAACACAAGAAGAAGCAUCCAGAGGCCUCUGUGAACUUUGCAGAGUUUUCCAAGAAAUGCUCAGAGCGAUGGAAGACAAUGUCACAGAAAGAGAAAGGCAAGUUUGAAGAUAUGGCCAAACUAGACAAGGUGCGUUAUGAGAGGGACAUGAAGAAUUACGAUCCCCCCAAGGGCCAGAAGAAGAAGCGGUUCAAGGACCCCAAUGCCCCCAAGAGACCACCGUCUGCAUUCUUCCUAUUCUGUGGAGACUUUCGCCCAAAGGUAAAAAGUGAGCAUCCUGGUCUUACCAUUGGAGACACGGCAAAGAAGCUGGGAGAGAUGUGGAACAGCUCAUCUGCAGAGAACAAGCAGCCGUAUGAGAGGAAGGCUGCCAAGUUGAAGGAGAAGUAUGACAAGGAUAUUGUUGCUUACCGCACAAAGGGCACAGUGGAUUCAGCCUCUGCUGCUACAGCAGAUGAUGACGAUGAAGAUGAGGAAGAAGAGGAUGACGAUGAUGACGAUGAUGAUGACGAUGAUGAGUAAAUUGCACAGGGAUGGGAGUUUUGUUUAUGCCAUAUUACCCCAAUAUACUCAAUUCACCAUCUUGAAACAUAAGUCAGACUGAACAAGAACAUGUGUAUAUUUAAUGUUUUUAAGAUGUACAGUGUUAUUCUUCUUUUCCUUUGUAAAGUUAACACUACAUAUCUUAAGUUUGAGAUUUUCUAGUAGUAGUUCUUUAUUCCCUGCCAUAUUAUGUAACAAUUUAGGAGGUCAAAAAAAAAAAACUGUAAGAAAGUAACUAGUCUAGGUGUUAAAACUCAAAAACUAGAUUUCUGAGUUGGUAGUGUAUUUUUCUUUAUUUUCAAAAAAAUAUUUUUUUAUGUGCUGUCCCAGUGUCUUUUUAUUGUUCUUUGAAUACCACUCUAAUAUCAAACACAGCUGUGGACAUUCGAGAAUGUCUUCAAUAAAGGUCGUUUUUUU